Sinocyclocheilus rhinocerous is the source of this 1337-nucleotide messenger RNA. RefSeq lists its product as uncharacterized. The record is from RefSeq and is a predicted model, not a curated record. The transcript has 2 exons. The coding region runs from base 327 to 1331 and encodes 334 amino acids. Lineage: Eukaryota; Metazoa; Chordata; Actinopteri; Cypriniformes; Cyprinidae.
UAACCAGACGAAGCUUAAUUUGUGGCUUAAAGAACAGUGCUAUAUACACAAACCUAAAGUUAGAGCGGAAUGCACUUGCGAGAGAAGGUACAGUUUUCAUCGCCUUCCUAUAGAAGACGAAGCUAAGCGAAACUGGCUCAAAAACCUGAACUUAAAGAAGCCCCCCAAAACACUUUACUUAUGCUCUUUUCACUUUGUGGAAAAAAAAACCGACAGAGGACAACCCAUACCCUACUCUUUUCCUCGGUUAUGAGAAGCCUCCAGAAAAGAGACGCCGACUCCUCAGGAGGGAUGACAGUUCAUUCUCAACAGGUGAGCUUGAUACCAUGGAUGUGGAACAAAAUCCUACUUCCCUCUGUGAUGCCCAAACGCAGUGGUCCGAUCCAUGGAUGGAGGACCACACUUAUUCGAAAGGACCCACCAUCCCAUGUGGCUUAACACUCGCACCACCCCCUGAGUUACAGCCAGCUGCAAGUUAUACAUUGACAAACAAUGCAGACUGCUUGUUGUACACAGGUAUUCCACUUCUUGAGUUCCACACUCUUGUAUCCUGCCUGCAAGGUUUUGCCCCUACUUCAUCUGCAAUGCCUGUUGCAGACCAAAUCCUGAUGACACUUAUGAAACUCAGACAGAACUUUGUAAUUGCUGACUUGGCAAAACGCUUUGGCAAGUCACAUGGUCAAGUCAGCAAAACUGUGAAACUUUGGAUAGAUGUUUUGUACAAGCAUACCAAGGAUCUUAUUCCAUGGUUGCCCCGUGAAACCAUCAAGGCCACUCUGCCAGAGGCUUUUAAAGAUCAUUUUCCAAACACUACUUGUAUAAUUGACUGCACAGAAACUGUUCUACAGAAGGCUAAAAAUCUAGAUUCAAGAAGUGAAUCGUACAGUCACUAUUAUGCCAGUAAUACUCUGAAGUAUCUGGUAGCAACUUCUCCAUCUGGAUUAGUCAUGUUUAUUUCAGAGGCUUAUAGUGGCAAAUGUAGCGACAGGUACAUUGUACAGAACUCAGGGUUUCUGGACUGCUUGAGGCCCGGAGAUGAGGUGAUGGCAGACCGUGGAUUCACUAUCAGGGACUUAUUGGAGGAACGCAAGGUGAAUUUAGUUAUGCCAGCAUUUACACGCAAACAGUGCCAGCUGACUAAUGAGGAAGUCACCCACACGCGACGCAUUGCUCAUGCCCGCAUUCACAUUGAACGGGCAAUAAGGCGGCUAAAGGUGUACAAGAUUCUCUCACAGACUUUGCCUAUUAAUUUGGUCCCAGAGUUUGAUAAAAUACUGCGAAUUUGUGCUGCUCUUGUAAAUCUAAGAGGGGAGCUUAUCUCAAGCACAUAGAUAAAC